AAAUCCUAAAUCCGCCUUCUCCGGACUACCAGAGUUUGGAUGCUUUGGCCAAUGACAGCGAAAGACUGCGGAACCAGUUGUCACGGAAUCAGUUUUUCCCCUCCGGCGUCAAGCCCCUGAUCGAAUCCCCCAUAAAGGGUGACUAUACGAGCACCAAUCAACAGACGCCCACCUUCUCCAAACAGUCUGCCAGCUAUGGCUGUCUCAUCGACUCCGUGGAGAGUCCCUCCAGCCAACGAAUGCCAACCUACCCCCUGCAGAACUACUACGAGAUUACCGCCCUGAAUAAUAAUAUGGGUACACAUGCGAGACAAUUUCCGGCCGGUCGUAGUCCCUACCACAGCAACGUCGGUGGCAGUGGCGGCGCCUCGAGACGCUAUCAGCGUAGUGCUACACUUGGCCGGUUAGGCACCAUGGCCGAAGCUGAGCCGGUCGGUCGCUUCACUGACGGCGAGUGUGGCGACUUGCACCACCCAACCGCCGGGGAUCUGACCUUCAUAUCCACCAAUCGUCCCUACUCCCGCCUGCAGGCAACCCAGUCACCACCA
This is a messenger RNA of Dibothriocephalus latus, 548 nucleotides long. The record is from the annotation of a GenBank genome assembly. Lineage: Eukaryota; Metazoa; Platyhelminthes; Cestoda; Diphyllobothriidea; Diphyllobothriidae.